Messenger RNA from Monoraphidium neglectum, 411 nucleotides. RefSeq lists its product as hypothetical. The record is from RefSeq and is a predicted model, not a curated record. Lineage: Eukaryota; Viridiplantae; Chlorophyta; Chlorophyceae; Sphaeropleales; Selenastraceae. Bases 1 to 411 code for a protein of 136 amino acids. The transcript has a single exon.
AUGAGCGCGCUCUCGCCGCCGCCGCUGCCGCGCGCCGCCGGCGGCGCAGGCGGCGGCGCCGGCGCGCCGCCGCCGCCGAGCCCGGGCGGGGCGCUCGACCUGGAGAGCGGCCUCGACAUCUCCGCGCUAAUCCACCAGCUCUCCCUCAAGAAAGAUGAGGGCAUGGUCGAUGAUAAGCUGAUCAGAGAUCUCCAGAUCAUCCAGAACCUCAUCGGCGCCCUCAAGGCGCCCGCCUGCACGCCGCCGCCGAGCGGCGGCGGCCCGGGCAUCCCCGCCGGCGGCCUCGGCAGCGCCGCCGGCGGCGGGCAGGGCCUGCCUGGGCUGCGCGGGCCGGGCGGCGUGAGGCGAUCGUUCAGCUACAGCCCCGGCGGCUCGUGCCAGCUGCAGCCGUCUUACUCGCUGCCGCACUGA